Molecule: messenger RNA, 1683 nt
Organism: Mytilinidion resinicola
Lineage: Eukaryota; Fungi; Ascomycota; Dothideomycetes; Mytilinidiales; Mytilinidiaceae
Exons: 1
Coding region: 208-1323 (371 amino acids)
Source: RefSeq, a predicted model, not a curated record
GUACCACCGCCCUGCUACUUGCCUCCAUUCUCGUGCUCGCCCGCUGUUCCGGCCGCAAUCAUCCGGCUUGCAUUCACCAAUCUCCCCGCCGCACCCCUCAAAGCCACCUGCAUCACCACCGAGCCCAGGUUUCAGCAAUCUGUGGCAGCACACGCAUCACCACCACUGCCGCUGCGACUACGCCCGCCAUUGCUGCCAGGCGCUCAAAUGAGUGCCCUUCAGAAUCCGCAAUCCACGCCUCCGCGCGCCCCCAGCCCACGCAACUCCUCGGUCCCGCUGCUGAGCGAAACCAAGCCAGCCGACGACAGCAGCGAGCAGUCGGGGCUGCUGGCCAAGGGCAAGCGCAAGAUACUCGCAUUGGGGAAGAAGAAGGAGCCCGAAAAGUCUGCCCCCGGCAAUGCCUCAGACAUGCCUCCUCCUGCCGUCCCAGCCCUCCACGCGGAUCACCUGUCGUCGGCCUCCGCCAUGAGGCCAGUGUCGCCGCUCCACUCUCCUCACGACCAGAGGCCAUCCCCCCGGAGCAGCCCCCGCAUCUACCCUGCGAAUGCAGCAUCACCGAGCCGGCGGUAUCGCUCCUCGUCGCCCGGACUGCAUUCCCCUGCCUCGUCGCAGAUAUUCGAACGUAACGUGCAAGAGAACACAUUAGCCGGCGAGCUGUCUCCAGCAAUUCCGGCUCACAUACAAACCGAGGACCACAUACCGCCGGUGCUAGAGGCUUCGUCGCUGGCCAUUACUGACGACCACCUGAAUCCGGAUGAAGUGGAGAUUGUUAUGCAUUCGGCCCACCAGCCAGCGUCGGCAUCCGUCGUUGGAGGCAUGAGCGAGUCCCUCCACUCACCACUCCAAGACGACUUUUUCAACCACCAAGAUGCCGACGACACGGCCUCGAACUACGGAUCCCUGGACACGACCGACGUUCGCCGUCUGAGCUUCAUCUCCUUUGCAGACGUCGUCCAAGCCGAGCACGCGGAGAACAACCGGGAUGCAACGCAUCUGAUGAGUCUGUCCUCGACAGCUACUAACCGCUCGCCUUCCCCUGUGCGAUCGCCCACGUCGUCCCACGGGUUCAGCGUAUCUCCGCCAACAAGUGGCGCCGCGUCGGUGAAGGGGUUAGAUCUGACGUCCAAGGGUGCCCGAGUCCCUGGAAGCCCGACCACUGCACAGGGUGCUCAAAGCCCGCCCCUCGGCGGAGAAUUGACCAUCGAGACGAUGCGCCAGGCACUGAGGAAGACGGGCAGCGGCGAUCUCAGUGGCGCUCGGAGUCAGCCGAUGAGCGCCGUGAGCCUCGACGACAGCACGUCAGACCUGCCGCCGUUCAAAUAAUUCACACUCUGAUGCUGCGGGGAGCUACGACUGGUAUCUGGACAGGUAUGCAGUUUGUGUUUUUGAGUGCAUACGGGCGAGGAGUUGGGUUCUGGUAGCGAGGAGGCCGGCCACGCCUUGGGUUGACGCGGCAGGGCUUGUAGGGCGGAUGCAGGAGGUCUGUUCACUGUCAUUCCAAUGUGUCAAGCGGCUCUCGGAGGGCAACCAGGAGUGGGCGAAGGGUGAAUUCAGAGGGACGGCGCACGCGGAGGCUGGGCUGACUGCGGGUUUCCUUGUCGGUUCGGGAGUCCUUUGGACGGGCAUUGUAGGUACAGUGCUGUGCACGACUGUAGGGAAGAAAGAAGCAGUUGACCGCUCCAC